Pelecanus crispus (Dalmatian pelican) is the source of this 1479-nucleotide messenger RNA. The record is from RefSeq and is a predicted model, not a curated record. NCBI's taxonomy places the organism in Eukaryota, Metazoa, Chordata, Aves, Pelecaniformes, Pelecanidae.
ACUGUGUUUGUUGGAAAGAACAAGCCACAGAAAGAUCCCCUGAGCUCCUUCCGCUGGCAGGGCUUCAAGCUGGAAGAAUAUCGCAUUGGCCAACCCAUCGGGAAGGGCUGCAGCGCCGCUGUGUACGAAGCAGCUAUUUCUUUCUGUCGCGAUCGUCGGGAGCGUGCGGAGAGCAGCCGUCUGGCAGGGCCGGGGCCGGCCGUGCAGCGGGAUCGUAGCUCGGCUUCGCAGGCGGCUGAAGAGGAGUCUGUAGAGAAACACCAACCGCAAGCGGCUUUUCCGUUAGCUAUCAAAAUGAUGUGGAACAUUUCGGCUGGUUCGUCAAGUGAAGCCAUCCUCGACGCUAUGGGCCGAGAGCUUGUGCCAGCCACGGGGGUUGCCUUAGCCGGAGAGUACGGAGCUGUCUCUGGCCGCAGAAAAACGGUCCUUGGGAAGAAGAAGUUGCAACCUCAUCCGAAUAUAAUCCGGGUGAUCCGAGCGUUCACAUCCUCCGUCCCUUUGCUGCCCGGAGCCUUCGCAGACUAUCCCGACGUUCUUCCGUUAAGCCUGAAUCCCAGAGGGAUUGGUCACAGCCGCACGCUCUUCUUGGUGAUGAAGAAUUAUCCGUGCACCCUGCGCCAGUAUCUGAGGGAGAGCAGUCCGGACGUUUGUCUCUCCACGAUGAUGAUUUUACAGCUUUUGGAAGGCGUGGAUCAUCUCGUUCGACACGGAAUAGCGCACAGAGACCUGAAGUCUGACAACGUCUUGGUUGAAUUUGAUUCUGCCGGCUGCCCCUGGCUGGUGAUCACCGACUUCGGUUGCUGUUUGGCAGAUGAAAACGUCGGCUUGAGACUGCCUUUCACCAGCUCUUACGUGGAUCGGGGUGGCAACGGCUGUCUUAUGGCACCCGAGGUGAUCACAGCGUCGCCUGGUCCAGGCACGGUGAUCAACUACAGUAAAGCCGACGCUUGGGCUGUUGGAGCGAUCGCCUAUGAAAUCCUUGGCCUGGCCAAUCCUUUCUACGGCCAUGGGGACUCGACGCUGGAAAGCAGAAGUUACCGUGAAGACCAGCUGCCAAGCCUGCCCGAUCGCGUGCCCCUUGAGGUGAAGCAAGUGGUAAAGAUGCUACUUCAGCGGGAUCCCGACAAGAGAUUGUCUGCUAGAGUUGCUGCUAACGUGCUUCACCUGAGCCUCUGGGGUGAAAGCGUUCUAGCGUCCAAGACCCUGAAACCCGACCAGAUGAUCACCUGGCUUCUCUGCCAGGCUGCGGCCGCUUUGCUCAUGGACGGGCUGGUGGAUAAAAGCCGGGUAGAAACCAAAAUGAAGAUGUGCUUUUUGGCGAACCUCGAGUAUGAAGACCUCUGGGCAGCAAUGCUCCUGCUGCUGGCCUGGAGAAGCCGGUCUGGGUGAAGGCUACCAUCUGGGACGCGACCGUGCGAUAGAUAAAUGGCACUUUCGAAAGGCACAUAGGAAUCUUUUCUGUCUGCCGGGAAUCCUGUA